AUGAUGAGACCAAAUCCCAAAACACUGGUAAGAUUCUUCAGUGAGCAAGGACAUCAAAAUAAUGGUUAUAUCAAUGAAGAAAAUGAAACAAACAAAAUAUUGCCAUCUUCACAUAAACAAUAUUUUCCAGAACCUAUCGAGCACGAUCAACCAUCAAAGAUGAAUUUUUUUCGACAGUUGUCGUCGCAGGCGGAACAGAAAUUACAGGACUUGGUAAUCAGUUCUGUCAAAUCAAUACUGGAAGAUAAACACGACGAUGCUAAGAUUAAUUCGCACAAGCCACCCCAUAGCAUUAUUGAAACUGGUCAAGGUUCUCAUCGUGAGAUGAAAUCAGGUAGUCAACGAUUCCGUUGGAAUCUUUUAUUCAAUCUUCUAGUUUGGCUGAUUGUGCCACUUCCAUUUUGGAUACCUUUUGUGUCUAAUAAACUUGCUUAUUAUUUAUUACCAUCCAUUCAAGGUCUAUUCGUUUUCAUGUGGACAAUUAUUGCUAUAUUGGCUUUAAAAAAUGCUAUUAUUUUAUAUGUGAACCGAUCUCGUGAUUUUACUAAAGACUGUGCUGGUCAAGGACAGAAACCUAUUCGUCAUAUUGUUGCCAUUAGUUGUUAUAAAGAACCCGUAGAUUUAAUUGCAAGAAGUGUUGAAACACUGGCAGACCAAACAGAAGUCCAUCGUAUAACAAUGGUAAUCUCAUUUGAAGAGCGAACACCAGACAAAGAAAAGAAAUGUGAAAUUUUACGUGAAAAAUUUCAAAAUUGUGGCUUUGAACGAAUUAUAUUCACUAUUCAUCCAUAUGGUGUGUGCGAUGAAAUACCAGGUAAAUGUUCAAAUUCAAAUUAUGGUCUUCGUACAGCCGUUAAAGAAAUGGCCAUUACUGAGGACGAAAUGGACAAUAUUCUAGUUACAGGGUGUGAUGCAGACUCUAAAUUUCCCAAACAAUAUAUUGCUGCAUUAACUAGCAAGUAUCUGAAAGAGAAUCGACCAGGACUAACCACAAUCUACCAGCCACCUUUGUUUUACAACUGGAAAUUGGAUAGUCUAUCGUUUGUGACUCGUGUAACAGGUUUAUUACGAAGUUUUCUUAUGUUAGGUGCAUUGAUUCCAUUCAAUAUAAAUACGAUGAGUAUUUUCUCAUUCUCAUUAAGUUUGGCAAAAAAAGGAGAUUUUGUUCAUCCUGGCUAUCAAAUGGACGAUAUUAUUUGUCUCAUUCGAUGGAUGGGUGUGACACAACGACGACUAAAAAUAUCCCUGGUACCUGUGCCAGUACUGAGUGGACCCACAUCAGGAGAAACAAUUGAAAAAGAAAUCAUAGAAUGGGCAAGACAAGCUCGUCGCUGGACAAUUGGAGCAGCCGAAGUAUUCCAUUACUUUAUAGUCAAGUCAAAACGUAUCCCAACAAUGGCUGCAUUUUCUUGGGGCACUGCUUUUCUUAUUUAUUACGGUGUUUUAUUGUGUACCGGUGGCCUGUUUGGUCUAACAUCGAUGUUAUCAAUGAAUUAUCUUGUCAAAGAUGUUCCCCUAGUUAUUUCCUACAUUAUGUUUGGUCUAUUGGGUUUACAAAUGUUAACAUUUUCAAUUGCAUUCCUAAUCGAUAUGUUUAUUCCGAAAAUAAUGAAUGUUGAUGAAUGUAUAUUUUUUCUACGUAAUUUAUUUCAUUUUAUAAUGACGCCAUUUGUCCUCUUGGCCUAUUCUUGUGUCGAAUUUUAUGCAUUACAUGAAGUCGUCUUUCUUGGUAAGAAAGUAUGCAAACAUGGUGCAUCAGAAAAAGUAGCUCUUUAG
Messenger RNA from Rotaria socialis, 1776 nucleotides. The record is from the annotation of a GenBank genome assembly. Lineage: Eukaryota; Metazoa; Rotifera; Eurotatoria; Philodinida; Philodinidae.